Molecule: messenger RNA, 792 nt
Organism: Arabidopsis arenosa
Lineage: Eukaryota; Viridiplantae; Streptophyta; Magnoliopsida; Brassicales; Brassicaceae
Source: the annotation of a GenBank genome assembly
AUUUUGUUUCUUGAUAGACUUCACUAAUGGAGACCAAGCACCUCCGCAAGCUUCUCCAGCUCUACCAAGCUUGUAGUGGCGAACAAGAGCUCAUAACAAACGUCCAAAACGCCACAUCAUUACCACCGCCACCGCCAGAACCACCUUCGGCAUUAGACUCCUCCAUGGCUCUAACCAUCUUUGUCCUCUUGGUUGCUCUCUUCUUCAUGGGUUUCUUCUCCGUUUACAUUAGCCACUUCGUAAAUGAUUCAACGGUUGAGAUUUCUUCCAUACCAAGAACAAGAUCCUCUAGGAUGUCUCCACGUCGCCUUUCCACCUCCGUCGUUGUCUCACGGCCGUAUAGUUACCGGAGGGGACUUGAUUCUCAGACCGUUCGAUCUCUGCCAGUGUACCAUUACACGAAAGCCACGAAGCAGCGGAACGAAGAUUGCGUUAUCUGCUUGAGUGACUUCGAAGAAGGUGAAACAGUUAAAGUGAUACCACACUGUGGUCACGUGUUCCAUGUGGAUUGCGUUGACACGUGGCUGAGCUCAUACGUAACAUGUCCCUUGUGCCGGAGCAACCAGCUGUUCUCGGAUAAGGACUUGGGCAUGCAAGAACCGCCUGAUCAGGGCUCGCCAGAAGAACAUGACACGUGUGAUGGUGUGGACCCUUUUGUCAGAAGGUGUAGUAGCUGUUCGAGUUUGGGGCAGAGGACUGGAUUGGAACGGUCGUUGAGUCUCUGACACGUUUUUUUUUUUUUUUCUUACUCUUGAUUUUGUGUUUGUAUUGUAAUAAGGAAAGGGUAUGAAA